Messenger RNA from Notolabrus celidotus (New Zealand spotty), 1876 nucleotides. It is a transcript of the gene prmt3, whose product is annotated as protein arginine methyltransferase 3. Gene Ontology annotation, molecular function: protein-arginine N-methyltransferase activity. NCBI's taxonomy places the organism in Eukaryota, Metazoa, Chordata, Actinopteri, Labriformes, Labridae. Gene Ontology annotation, biological process: peptidyl-arginine methylation. The transcript has 18 exons. Gene Ontology annotation, cellular component: nucleus. Bases 143 to 1741 code for a protein of 532 amino acids. The record is from RefSeq and is a predicted model, not a curated record.
CGUGUGCUACAUCGAUUCCAGUCCGGCAAGAAACUAAACACGAUGGAACGGAGUCGGCGGUUUAAAGGGGUAACACUUGCAGAAUGAGAGUCAAACGAUAAAAGAAACUUCUUGAAGCAGGAAGUAAACUGAAAGCGGCAUCAUGGCAGAAAACACAGACCCACGUGGGGAUGCAGCAGCUGAGGACAUGCCCGAGCUCUCUGACUGUGAGGAUGAAGACAUUGAUGAAGAAGAUAAGUGGCAAUGGAUGGAGGAGGAGGAGGAAAACAAUCAGACCGUUACCUGUUUGUUCUGUGACAAGUUGUUGAGCUCUGUGUCUGACACCCUGCAGCACUGCAUAGCUGUGCAUCAGGUCAACAUUGUAGAUAUAAUAAGAAAACACAAUUUAGACGACUACGGUUACAUCAAGAUGAUCAACUUCAUACGGUCCACAAAAUGUGAUGCCUCCAGUCUUACUGGACUUCCAGACGCUCCCUUACCCUGGGAGAGUGAGGACUUCCUGCGACCUGUCAUCCAGGAUGACCCUCUGCUGCAGACAGAUCCCGAGGAACUCUGUGAAGUCGAAGGUGCGAACCAGUCUGCGUGUCCUUCGUCUGGGGCAGAGUCCCAUAAUGCACUUCAGCAGAGGACACAGGCUGCUGAGGAGAGAGCUCGUUCCUCAGAGGAAGCGCUGGCCAGAGCCAUGGACGACCUGCACAAACUCAAGCUGCUGGCUCAGGGUUUGGUGAUGAACGCAGAAACCAAAAAAAAAUCUGGCAACCUGGGCCCUGUGGCCGAACUCCGAGAGGACGAAGACGAGGCCUAUUUCAGCUCCUACGGCCAUUACAGCAUCCACGAGGAGAUGCUGAAGGACAAAGUGCGCACAGAGAGCUACCGUGAUUUCAUGUACCGCAACCCCGAAGUGUUCAAAGACAAGGUGGUGCUGGACGUUGGCUGUGGGACGGGCAUACUGUCCAUGUUUGCCGCCAGAUCUGGGGCCAAGAAGGUCAUCGCAGUGGACCAAUCAGUAAUCAUCUAUCAGGCCAUGGACAUUGUCAGAUCCAAUCAACUGCAGGACACGAUCACUCUGAUAAGAGGAAGGAUAGAAGACAUAACCCUCCCUGUGGACAAGGUGGACAUCAUCAUCUCAGAGUGGAUGGGUUACUUCUUGCUGAUGGAGUCCAUGUUGGAUUCAGUUUUGUACGCUAGAGACCUCUACCUGUCUGACACCGGCUCAGUCUAUCCCGACCUCUGUAACAUCAGCCUGGUAGCAGUCGGGGACAAACAGCAGCAUCAAGACCACUUGGCAUUCUGGGACGACGUGUACGGCUUUAACAUGGCUUGCAUGAAGAGGGUUGUGGUGCCUGAGGCGUCGGUGGUAGCGAUGAAAGUAGACACACUCAUCUCUGAACCUGCAGUCGUACAGACGUUUGACUGUAACAGAGUGUGUCUGUCUGAGCUGGAGUUUUCAUCAGAGUUCUGCUUGAAGAUUACAAAGACCGAAGAGUGCACGGCAAUUGUCGGCUACUUUGACAUUUUCUUUGACAAAGGCUGCAGCAACAAGGUGAUGUUCUCCACGGGUCCUGAGGUCACAAAGACUCACUGGAAACAGACAGUCUUCCUCCUGGAGAAGCCUUUCUCUGUCCAAGCAGGGGAGGAGCUUCAAGGGAAGAUCACAGUGCGUAAACACAAGAGGGAUCCUCGCGCACUGCUGGUCACCUUUGACCUCAGAGACAAGAAGAUGAUUUACAGCGUGCAGUAACGUCAUCACAUGGUGUAACUUCAAGCCCACAUUUUUAUGUAUUCUCAGCACAGGGAGGAUAUUAAAACUGUAUCUGAUGUUCAUGCUCGAUUGUUUCUGUGCCUUGUAAUAAAAAUCAACUGUUGUUUGAGAUUC